AUGACGAAAGCACUUCUUCUUGAACAACCUGACAAUAGACAAAUAGGGUCUCUUGCUGGUCUAGUAGUAGGCGAUGUUCAAGAGGCCGGUAAUGAACGUAUCGACGAUCCAAUCCAUGGUGGAAAAUCUGGAAGAAAAUCCAAUCUUCAAAUGGAUCAGUGGACUGGUAAUACAUCGAUGGCACUGUGCCUUGCUUCUUCCUUGAUUACUCAACGUGCUUUUAAUCCGUAUGAUCAGCUAGUUCGCUAUAAAUGGUGGUAUAAAUAUGGAUACUUGUCACCAACAGGACACUGUCUCGAUAUUGACAAUGUUAUGCGUAAUUCACUGGAAGAGUUUUGUCGUCGUCAAACUGAUUUAAAUAGAUAUUAUGGUUAUCUUACGGAAGAUAAAUUAGAUAGAUUAUCGACCGAUGCAAUUUAUCGAUCAGUGGGAUUUGAUGUAAACUGUAGCCGACAAGGUGUCAGUGGGAAUGCAGCACUUGCACGUCUUGCUCCCAUACCACUCCUCUAUUAUCGAACUCCGGCAGUAGCUGUUGAACUUUCAGGAUUAUCGGCACGUCUUACUCAUGGUGAUGAUAGAAUAAUAGACGUUUGUAGAUAUUUUGGAGCAUUGAUUACGGCUGCUAUUCGCGGCGAAUCCAAAGAAGCAUUACUCAGUCAUCGAUUUUAUGACGAUCAUCGAGAUUGGUUUGAUUGGAAAGAUCUUCAUCCAAAUACAAAAACAUCAUCAGCCAAAAAUGCUCACCAAUACAGUGGAAAACAAACAAGAUUCCGGCUUUGUCACUUUGCCAAAGCUGAUGAAUAG
Rotaria sp. Silwood1 is the source of this 804-nucleotide messenger RNA. Lineage: Eukaryota; Metazoa; Rotifera; Eurotatoria; Philodinida; Philodinidae. The record is from the annotation of a GenBank genome assembly.